CCGGGGCGCGGAUAAAAGCGUUUGAGCUUGAAGUGCGAGUCACAGUUUCACUCUCAAGAUGCCUAUAGCGGCUGGUUUGUCACUGCUCCUCUGCCUCUUGUUAAUCUCCAGCUGCAGCCAGACGGCAGCCAGCACUCUGUGGGGUGUUGACCAACUGGGCGCCUACUUCAGUGGCAUCUUUCGGUCCGUUGUGGGUCCCCUCUUCGGCUUUGGGCCAACAGCGAACAACACCGCCUCGUCCUUCUAAAGCUAGAUUCAGUGCCUGCUUACCGCACCAGUCCGAAGGGCACCGGCAGCUUCUCCACCACGUCCACCACACAGUCGCUCAGUUGCUUUA
Molecule: messenger RNA, 337 nt
Organism: Drosophila serrata
Lineage: Eukaryota; Metazoa; Arthropoda; Insecta; Diptera; Drosophilidae
Source: RefSeq, a predicted model, not a curated record